Molecule: messenger RNA, 2367 nt
Organism: Penicillium cosmopolitanum
Lineage: Eukaryota; Fungi; Ascomycota; Eurotiomycetes; Eurotiales; Aspergillaceae
Exons: 3
Coding region: 1-2367 (788 amino acids)
Source: RefSeq, a predicted model, not a curated record
AUGCCGACCGUUCAGCCUCAUCCCCCGGCCUCCGUCGCGGCGGCGUCGACCAAGUCGACUCAGUCGGCACCACCGGUCGCCUUUCAGCGCCCAGUCCCACGUCCACGCUUUUGGACCACUCCCAUCCCACGACAAACCCAAGCCAUGGGAUAUCAUCGCACUCUAUCACCAACCGGCGGAAAAGGCCAUCUCUCUGGUCCGCGGUCUUCCACUGGCAUGGUCCAGCUCCCCUCCUCUGCUUCCUACGAUCCCUACGAAAACCCCAGACGCCACUUGGAUUAUGACGAUUAUUACCCCUCAGAUGUUGGCUAUGGUACCCACCGCUACCAGCCAAGACAUCGCUCAACCGUCGACAUCCAGCCGACUUCCUCCCAGACAUACCGUGACUCAGGCCACUCUAAGAGGCGCACAGAGUAUGCUAUUCAGCCUCACAGCUCGAGUCAGAGCCAGCCUCAGACUCGGCACAGUCGCAGCCGCAGCAACACCACUACUUCUGCAACAGACCUGCACAAUCAACCGCUGCGUAUUGCCGUGCCCUCGGGUUCCCAUCUUCGCCCGGCUACCGCGGGUCGGAUUGCCAGUCCUCUUCUCACGGAAUCCGGCCAUCUCGUCCAAUCGCCUUCUCACCAUGCCGGCCAUCACCGCCGGGUCUAUAGUAACACAGACUAUGCAAGCGACACUGGUCGCCUAGAGUCCCGCGAGAGUGACAGACAUCGAUCUCACGGCUCGCGUCGGGUCCACCCUCCGCCUGGACACCGACGAUAUCCUCCAUACGAUGGCCUCAAGAAGGGCGAUGACAUUGAUAAAUAUGAUGCAUACUCGUAUACCACCCCGCGAGAGCAAUUCGAUCGGGACUACCCUGUCAAACCCCGCCAUCCCACCACCAGGUCCUCUGUUGACCGACCUCUCAGUAUGAACCUGAUGGAGGAGCAUCCGCAGGGCAGUGGCCAUGACCGUUCGUUGGUCGUUAGACCUCAUGAUUCGGAUGAUGGCUAUGAAUCUUACAAUGAUCCCCAUCGUCGCUCCCAUCAUGGCCGGUCGCACCGCGAUAAUGACCGUCAUUCUCGGGAUGAUCGCUCCCCGCGGCCUCACAACGGCAAUGGCGAUAUGGCCCUGGCAACGGCCGGACUAGCAACAGCUGGACUGGGAACGGCCGCUUUGGGCGCUGGCUACUCUGAUCUGUCGGACUACGAUCACCGAUCGAGAAAUCAGCCUAGACGCUCGCACGACCCGGAGCGUGAUUACGAACCUCCCAAGCAUUCAUCCCGAGACGUCACCACCAGAGGCCUCGAUGUUGCAGCACCAUCGAAUCCUGAGAAAAAGAAGCACCAAUAUCUAGAGCCGAGCGACCACCACCGCAGUCGACCCCGCAGGCGCUCGGGACGUCGCUCAGAGAGUGACUCUGAGGGAUACACAGACGAUGAUGAUCUUCGGAAAUACCGUCAUGAACCGUCCGCCACUGCUCGUCGCAGACACAGCAGCACCGAUACGAGCAGCGGCGAUGAGCGAUCCAGGCAUCAGCCUCGAGACCGUUCCCGUUCCCGCCACCGGUCUUCUCGAUCACAGCGCAUGCUGGAGGAUCAUCGCUCAAGUGUGUCUUCCCACCCCUCCCCCUCGCAGAGCCGAGACGACGUGAGGAAGCCUAUCACCGUCGAGCCGGCCGCGCAGAAGGAGCCAGAAUCUGCACCUAAGGGUAUUCUGAAGGCCCCCCGCCAGAGUUUCCCCGAGGAACCCAAUCCAAUCAGAGAGGGCGUGGCUCCCUUGAAGGAUGCCAACAAGCAGGGCAUUCCACCUGAUGCGCGGUGGACAAAGAUCGAUCGGAGAUUGGUGAACCCGGAGGCAUUGGAUGCAGGAAAUGAGCGGUAUGAAAACCGAUCGGAAUAUGUCAUUGUGUUGCGGGUAUUGUCAAAGGAUGAGGUCCAGAUGUACGCUGUGAAGACCCAGGAGAUCCGAGAUGCCCGUCAUAAGGAACAAAUCGAGGACAAGCGUCGACGAAUGGAGGAGAAGCAACGCGGCGGUCACCGUGGCGCCGAAUCGUCUAGCGACGAUGAGGAUGAAGGGGACGAGCCGUUGAAGAUUGAGGCGCCCCCAGUUGGAGAGCAGAGGCCCGCUCUGCCAACGCGCCCUCAUCAAUCCCAUCCCCAUCCAUCGCAGCCCCAUCCUUCCCAGCCCCAUUCAUCGCAGCCCCAUCCAUCGCAGCCUCAUCCAUCGCAGCCUCAUCCAUCGCAGCCUCAUCCAUCGCAGCCUUAUCCAUCGCAGCCCUAUCCUUCCCAGCCCCAUUCAUCGCAUCCUCAUUCAUCGCAGCCCCAUCCUUCCCAUCCGCAUCCAUCGCAUUCGCAAAUGCACAUCCCGAGCCCGAGAGAGUGA